Molecule: messenger RNA, 4161 nt
Organism: Brassicogethes aeneus
Lineage: Eukaryota; Metazoa; Arthropoda; Insecta; Coleoptera; Nitidulidae
Source: the annotation of a GenBank genome assembly
AUGUGCAGGAACACCUACACGAACGCGGAUAAGCUGCUGGCCGCGGCCGAGGAGCUCGCCCACACGGGCGAAUGCGACCCGGACGAGAUCUACGGCGUGGCCCACGAGCUGGAGGCGCACGUGACGUCGUUCGCGGCGCGCGUCGAGCAGCGCAGACGCCGGCUCGAUCUCGCCGUGCUCUUCUACACGCACGAGAAGGAGCUGAACAACUGGGUGGACGACCUGCGGCAGGAGCUGCAGGCGGACGAGAGCGCGGCCGACGGGCUGGAGGCCACCGAGAGGCUGCUCGAGCAGACGGCGCAGCACAGGGAUCAGAGCUUGGACGCCUGCUCGAGCACCAUCUGCAAAUUAAUUGUACGGUUUACACUGAUACGUGUAGAUUCUGCAGGAUCUAUUGGUGAUAUGGACUCGACUGGUUCCGUAUCCGCAGUAGAAUCAGCCUUGGACAGGCUGGCCAAGCAGAGAAACGACCUGGAGGAACUUUGGGCAGCCCGUAAGCUCCGCCUGGACUUGUGUCUUCGACUGCGCCUCUUCGAAAGAGACGCCUUGGAGGUUUCCUCGCAGCUAGAAAUGUGGUCCGAAGAACUACAACACAGCGAACUGACUAGAGAUAUAGCGAAGGCCGAACAGUUUUUGAGACUUCACAACGAAAGCGUUAGUCAGAUGCAAAAUACUACCUACCAGGUUUUGCAGCAAGUGUUCGAAAACUCGGGCAUAUGCGUGAUGGCGGAUGCGCAGUACAACGCGCAGACGCGCGUGCAGGUCCUGCUCGAGUUCCUGCACGACCGGGAGGUAGACCUGGAGGAUCUGGCGGAAUGCAAGAGGAUCAAGUUGGAGCAGUGCAUCCAGCUGGGGCAGUUCCAGAACGACGCCAAUCAGGUUGCAAUUGAAAAAACCCACACGUCCGCCGUGCAAGUCAAGUACCGCGCAGACGCACUCAUCAACGCCAACCACUACGACCCGCAAAGCAUCCGCGACAUCUCCGAGGAGGUGACGAAACGCUGGCAGCAACUCGUAACGUGCGCAGAGGAGCGCCACAAACUGGUCACGGCCAGCUUGAACUUCUACAAGACCGCCGAGCAGGUCUGCUCGGUGCUGGACAGCUUGGAGAGGGAGUACAGGCGCGACGAGGAUUGGUGCGCGCCUCAGGGAAAUCUAGACAAAGCCACCGCCAUCUCCCAGCUGAUCAACAAGCACCAGGAGCAGAAGGAGGCGUUUUUAAAGGCCUGCACUCUCGCGAGGCGCACCGCCGAGACUUUCUUGAAGUACACCACGAGGAGCUUGCAGUUCUACAACUACCCCAAUACGUCAUCGAACCACGAGUGCCGCGUGAAAGGCAUCUUGGAGAAGUUGUUGAGCCAGGAAAAUAAAGUCUUGGAGCACUGGACGCACAAGAAGAAGCGCUUAGAUCAAUGCCAGCAGUUCGUUCUCUUCGAGAGAUCGGCCAAACAGGCCAUAGAGUGGAUACACGACACGGGGGAGUGCUACUUAACAACCCACGCAACGAAUUUGGGCAGCACCAUAGAUGAAACCGAGAGCUUGCUGCGCGAACACAACGAAUUCAAGGGGACUGCCAAGGAGACGCGCGAAAGGGUGAAACUUUUGAUCCAGCUGGCGGACAGUUUGGUGGAAAAGGGGCACGCGCACGCCAGCUCGAUCAAGCAGUGGGUGGCCGCGGUGGAUAACCGGUACAAAGACUUCAGUUCGCGCAUGGAGCGCUACAGGCAGCAGCUGGAGGAGACUUUGGGGAUACAGGAGGAGGAGAGCGAGAAGAAGGAGCUGUCGAUCGAUAGAAACUCCGAUCCCAGUUUGGAAUCUAAAAUUAAGGAAUCGGCCAAUAAGGAUCUCAAAGAGUUGAACGAAGAAAAACGGAGAUCUGCUAGAAGAAAAGAGUUCAUAAUGGCGGAACUCCUGCAAACCGAACGCACAUACGUCAAAGAUUUAGAAACCUGCAUUAAAUGUUUCCUGCACGAGAUGCAGACGAUGAACAACACUCCUGCGGCGUUGCAGGGCAAAGAAGACAUAAUAUUUGGCAACAUCGAGGAAAUUUACAACUUCCACAACUCGAUUUUCUUAAAGGAGUUGGAAAAAUACGAAACCAUGCCCGAGGACGUUGGGCAUUGUUUCGUCACUUGGGCGCAGAAGUUCGACAUGUACGUGCAUUAUUGCAAAAAUAAGCCCGAGUCGAACAGUAUGUUGGUGCAACAUGGUGGGGGUUAUUACGAGGAGUUGCAGAAGAAGCACAAAGUUGAGCACCCGAUUUCCGCUUACUUGAUAAAGCCAGUGCAAAGGAUCACAAAUGGACACACCACUAAAAAUAAAACUGUUGCUGAGAUUUCCAAACUGGUAGUUGACAAGGUACAAACAAUUUGGUGGAAAGCCAGUUUGCCUACUAUAUCAAACCAGCAAUGUGUUGCACUACUUAAAAAAUAUCACAAACAAUUCAUGGAUCUUAAAAAAUCUCUAAAGAAAACAAGUAGUUAUGCCCGAAAUAAAUUACAAUGUUUCCAAAAUGAAUCGAAUAAAAAGCUUUUCGAUAUUUCGACAUGCAAAUGCAAAGAAUUUUCAUCGUUUGCUUGUGUCAAGUUAAAGAAGGUCCCUAAAUUAGAACAUGAAUUUUUAAAAGAUCAGAGAACCACAAGGAUAAUGUUUAUGGGAAAAGUGGAUGCCAAAAGCACUAGAGUUUUAAAGCAAAUGCUAGAAAGAAAAGGAGAAACAGCUAGCUGCAGUGGUUUGAAGUCCGAGGCAAAAACUCAACCUAACGAAGUUUUUUCAGACUCAUUAUCGCAGCAGGAUACCGAUUCCGAUGAGGAAUUUAAUCCAACAUCCUCUACCAGCGCAAAAGACAUAUCACUUGCCCUACCGUCACUUGCAAAAGCAAUAGAUCGAGCAGGAUUAUCGAGUCGCAAAGGUGCAAUGAUAGCCAGUGCAGUCCUUGAGGAUGUUGGUUUAAUCACAAAAAGUGACACAUCUUACAUAAUCGAUAAGUGUAAAUUGGAUCGCCAAAGAAAAAGAGCUCGGCUCGACUUACAAAAAAAAAGUGCAGAGGACGGCAAAAUUUUACAAGCCCUUUAUUUUGAUGGACGCAAAGACCGCACCUUCCACAUAAAAAAGCAAGAAAGCACAUCAUCUAGAAAAACUGUUGUUGAAGAGCAUGUAGUUUUAAUCCAGGAGCCUGGUAGCAAUUAUUUGGGACAUGUGACACCUGAAAACGGGACGGCUAAAAAACUUGCAUCAAGUAUUCUUAGUUAUAUUGACAAAGCUAGUAUCUCUACAUCCGAGCUUGUUGCUAUUGGCUGUGAUGGGACAGUAGUGAAUACUGGACCCCACGGAGGGGUUAUUCAUUUAUUGGAAUCACAUCUCAAACGACCUGUGCAGUGGCUGAUAUGCCAACUGCUCGCAAAUGAGCUGUCACUCUGUCAUUUGCUUCGACUAGAUGGCGAUACUAAAGGUCCUGCUUCAUUUUCAGGCCCCAUUGGAAAACUCCUUGAAUCAUGUGAGAAGUUACCGGUCGUUCAUUACAAAAAAAUCGGGACAGAAUUACCUAAUGAUGGUUUGGAAGUUAUGUUAAAUGUGCCCAAAAAAGCAAAUGAUGCCAUGCAUCUUUCUCUUUUGGAAGGAUGUGAUAUAUCGUCAGAUAAAUUAGGAGAAGUCGUUUUGCAAGAUGCGUUCAACGUAUGGGAUCCAAAACAAUUGAUAAGAAAGGGUCGGGAAAGGCAUAUUUUCCUCUUCGAGUUGUACCUCUUGUUCACGAAAGAAGUCAAAGAUUCGGCCGGGAAAGUCAAGUACAUCUACAAAAAUAAAUUAAUGACUUCAGAGUUGGGUGUGACAGAGCACAUGGAAGGUGACGAGUGUAAAUUCGCCGUCUGGACGGGAAGGGCUCCGAUUUCGGACUACAGGAUCGUAGUGAGGGCCUCUUCCCUGGAUACCAAACAAUUAUGGGUAAAAAAGUUAAGGGAAGUCAUACAGGAAACUUAUUUCAGUGGGGCUUUACCUUUAAGUUUGCCAAAGAGUCCUGCUAAGUUGAAAACGCAUAGUCAAAGAUCCAGCAGGGAUAUGGAAGACUGUAAUUCAUUGGAUGAAAGUGUGGAAAAUUUGGAUAGAAAUUCUCUGGCUUCGUUUGGAUCUGGAAAUACGACUGAUUCUGAUAAGGUUAGUUAA